AUGGGUAUGCGCGCAUCUGCUGUGUUACUCUGGUCCUGUUACUCCAUCGUCGCAUUUGCCUGUGUCAUCCCUCCCAGCAGCCGUUUCAACAAUAACAAUUCAGAUAGUUCCCAAUCUAUAGAAACGUGGAGAGAUGAUAUUACAAUUGAGGUGAAGUUUGCAUCUGUAUGUGACGGGUGUUUUUUUGAUGACCAUGACUUGAGCUACAUCUUUCACUUAACCAUCUCCAGCACGCAAUCCGUGUGCGGGGAGAGUGAUGUCGUCCUCAACAAUAAGAAGCUGGAGCUCGCAUGGGAUGGCAUCGAUGGAAUCGGAUCCGGCAUCUUCCCCGCCGACAUGACCAAUGGCUCUCAGAAUCACCAACUAUCACUCAAUUAUCAAGCUCUUUGCAUUUCUAGCCCCCAAGAUUCCAUAGAGGAAUACACCGCACAAAUACUUGCUGUGACAUUCUAUCCAACAAACUAUACCAACCCCAACGAACGGACUUCGGGCUUUGCGGUUUCGUUCAAUUCGGCCGGAAAGCCGCAAAUAUUCCGCCUGGUGGUUUCCCCCAUCGAAAUUUCGGACGGGGAUACAUUUGAUUCCUGGCUGAUUCCCUCUGACCCAUUCAAUGUCCCGAUAUCUACCUGUAACGCUGUGACUAUCUUUGAUGGUGAUUUGGAAAAGGAUCUCAAAAACAUCCAUAUGCUCAAAGCCCAAGUCCGGAAGCUGCAAAUGGAGAUCAAAGCCAAGGAGCAGGAGAUCAGAAAGCAUUUAUUCCGAGAUUGUUCCCUCAUGACUUCGAGACUCAAACAAUGCACAAGUCUAUCCUGUUUUAUAAAGACAUCUUUCAAGAUCGUCCCGGAUGUCUUCCGCCUCGUUCGAUAUCAAUUCGGUCCCCUCCCAUCCUCGAUAUCUGACAGCCUAUGCCGUCCAUUCCCCAAUUCCGCUCACAGAAGCCGUACCAAUCAAACCUCGAAACAAAACGCGACCACCUUUCAGCUGAAACCCAACGACCUCUCUUCAAAGGAAGCAGACCGACCUGACGACAACCACCUCUCACCCGUCUUUCCAACCCACGAAGGCGCAGAGCCUAAACUGAAGCAUACCCCGAUCUUCAACCACACCUCGACCACUCUUACCCCAGCAAAACUCUUCAUAAAAGACCUAGCUAUCCUUCUCCUCGUCUCCUCCAUAAUCUUCCUUUUAACAAAACACUGCCGCAACUCCCUCUUCUGCCGACGGCGGCGCGUCGACCUAGCCGCACGCCGUGAAGAACGCCGCACUCUCACCGCCUAUCGCAUAGCCGCACGCCGGCACCGAUGGCGCCAGUGGUGGAAUACCCGCUUUGGGUUGUAUCCCUCCUUAUCAUCUGCAUCUUCUCGUUCCUCGCGUGACGUCGAGCAUUCGCGCCAGCAACAAAGACUCACAGGUCCUGCUCACGAAGAGGAUGAAGGGGAAAAUUCAAUUCGUCACAAUACUACCACGGCAUCAAACGUGGGCGGAGGUGCUAUCCAGGCUGAAAUCCUCGGAUUCCGCCGUGUGCUUGAGUUCGUCGGUGAGCUCGUCCGGCCAGAUGGCAAUAACGAUUCCAACGCCAGCACCUCUCUCCGGCAGCAGGUGAUAGGGACGGAGAAUCAACGGGAUAUCUCCUUUGUUACACGGGAUUCGACGACAGCUCCGUCAUCGGUUGCGCCGUUGGCGACCAUCGGUUCACCGCGGACGAGUAGUGUGCUAAGUUAUGAGACAGGUUCCUCGGUUACGUUGGAUAGUUUGGAUCCUGAAACGGCAACCUGGUAA
Paracoccidioides lutzii Pb01 is the source of this 1779-nucleotide messenger RNA. RefSeq lists its product as hypothetical. Bases 1 to 1779 code for a protein of 592 amino acids. The transcript is spliced from 3 exons. The record is from RefSeq and is a predicted model, not a curated record.